AUGGGCUACAAGGCCGGUAUGACCACCAUCGUCCGAGACCUCGAUAGACCAGGUGCGAAGAUGCACAAGAAGGAGGUCGUUGAAGCUGUCACUGUCGUCGAGACUCCUCCAUUAAUCGUCGUCGGUCUUGUCGGUUACAUUGAGACACCCCGUGGCCUUCGAUCUCUUACCACUGUCUGGGCCGAACAUCUCAGCGACGAAGUGAAGCGCAGAUUCUACAAGAACUGGUACCGAUCGAAGAAGAAGGCAUUCACCAAGUACGCCAAGAAGCACUCCGAGAACAAGGGCUCGUCCGUCACCCGCGAACUCGAGCGCAUAAAGAAGUACGCCACUGUUGUCCGUGUUCUCGCCCACACCCAGAUUCGCCAGACCCCUCUCAAGCAGAAGAAGGCACACCUGAUGGAGAUCCAGGUUAACGGUGGUAACGUCGCAGACAAGGUCGCUUUCGGCCACGGUCUGUUCGAGAAGCCCGUUGAGAUCGACACCAUCUUCGAGCAAGACGAGGUUAUUGAUGCCAUUGCCGUGACCAAGGGUCAUGGUUUCCAGGGCGUCACCAGCAGAUGGGGAACCAAGAAGCUGCCGAGAAAGACACACAAGGGUCUCCGAAAGGUCGCCUGUAUCGGUGCCUGGCAUCCUUCCCACGUCCAAUGGACCGUCGCCCGUGCCGGUCAAGACGGUUACCACCAUCGUACCUCAGUCAACCACAAGAUCUACCGCAUCGGCAAGGGCAGCGACGAGAAAAACGCCGCCACCGAGUUCGACGUUGUCAACAAGCAAAUCACACCUAUGGGCGGCUUCGUGCACUAUGGUGAGGUCAAGAACGACUUCGUACUCCUCAAGGGCUCCAUCCCCGGUGUCAAGAAGCGUGUCAUCACCCUCCGCAAAUCCCUCUACACCCACACCUCUCGCAAGGCCCUCGAAAAGGUCGACCUCAAGUGGAUCGACACCUCGUCCAAAUUCGGCCACGGUGCUUACCAAACUGCCCAGGAGAAGAGACAGUUCUUGGGUACGCUCAAGAAGGAUCUCGCUCCUGCUUCAUAG
Molecule: messenger RNA, 1041 nt
Organism: Exophiala aquamarina CBS 119918
Lineage: Eukaryota; Fungi; Ascomycota; Eurotiomycetes; Chaetothyriales; Herpotrichiellaceae
Product: 60S ribosomal protein L3
Exons: 3
Coding region: 1-1041 (346 amino acids)
Biological process (GO): translation; ribosomal large subunit assembly
Cellular component (GO): cytosolic large ribosomal subunit; ribosome
Molecular function (GO): RNA binding; structural constituent of ribosome
Source: RefSeq, a predicted model, not a curated record